AUGAUUUUUCGCCAGGGUCGUGCUUGUGUGGCGGCGCUUGGCUGCUUGGUAGCAGCCGUUCAUGUAUUUGGCAACCUGUCGUUGGAUUGCGUUCGUGCCACAUCUGUGGGUAGUGUCGGCAAGAACUCUGAUGACAAGGGUAAGGUGGCCAGUACCAAAAUUGAUUUAGACCCUAAGGAUCUCGGCCAGUUCGGCUAUGUUCCGCCGGGUGAUGGACGGGAUCCUGCCGGCGACGAAGUGCAGGAAUGCAAGUACCCUACGGAUGGUGAAGGUGUCGGACGGCUGGACGUGCUUGUACCGGGGAGUUUAGUCGUUGCUGUGCGCUGCCCCGACGGAAGCUCUUCUGACUUCACACCAGCUAAUCACACUUUGGCCUAUACGGUGAACAGUGAUGGAAGUUGUGACACAACAACGGCUGUCGAUUUGGACACUCUAAUUUCACAUGCCGUACUCGAUGAACGUAAAGAAAACGACGAUCCUCUUCUCGGGAGUAUGCGAUUCUUCGCCCGCGGACUGCCGCUUGCCACCGAGACGAAAGCGUGCUUCGUUUGCAGCAAAGGGAAGACCGGAAGUAACAAGGGCAAGUCGUGCGAGGUGAUUGUAACGGUCCCCAAAGCGUCCUUGCCAAAUUCUUGGGUGUGCGACCCCCUCCUUCCUCCAGGUGGAAACAUGGUGACGUUCCAAGGUGACGGGUCAGAGAAAACGGCUACCGUCCACUGCCCACCAGGGUAUUCAAAUCUCGACUCACCAGACGAAGACGGCUAUGUAAUGACGGGUCCACAGUGUAUGACCAAAGCAAAGCUGGAAGAUGUCUUGGGGUCGGGCUCUACCAUCAAGACAGUAGAACUUAAGUCCCCACCACGUGGUGUUUCCAAAUCUUAUCAGGUCACCGCUACAUCUUCUUUCGCAAAACCGCGCAUUCUUUGCCUGGCAUGUGAACCUGGGAAGAAUGAACAGGUGUCCUCGUCUGCUCCAAACCGAUGCAUGGUUGAGGCCUUCCUCCCCGCAGCGGCUGCGGAAGUGUCCGAUGGAGACUCUGAUCUGCAAAAAGCAAGGAAUUUGAACUCUCAGGAGCCGCCCUCCGAAACCGGAACGUCUACCGUCACAACGUCUACCGUCACACCGUCUACCGGCGCAACAUCAGAUGGAGUAGUGCUUUCUUGUGCCACAUCCGCUGCCCUUCUUGCCGUCAUGUCUGGGUUAACGGCCGUUGCCAUGUGA
Neospora caninum is the source of this 1221-nucleotide messenger RNA. Its product is annotated as srs domain-containing protein. The record is from RefSeq and is a predicted model, not a curated record. NCBI's taxonomy places the organism in Eukaryota, Apicomplexa, Conoidasida, Eucoccidiorida, Sarcocystidae. Bases 1 to 1221 code for a protein of 406 amino acids. The transcript is spliced from 2 exons.